Prorocentrum cordatum is the source of this 2447-nucleotide messenger RNA. The record is from the annotation of a GenBank genome assembly. NCBI's taxonomy places the organism in Eukaryota, Dinophyceae, Prorocentrales, Prorocentraceae.
CCGCGGCCCCGUAAGGGCCCCCAGAGGCUGCAAACAGCGAACGAAAAUCCGGUCGUGGUUUGUGCUCAUGUCUCGAGAGGGUCUGGGUAUUCUUGUCCCCUCAGGCGUUGUGCGCGGGCGCGGUCGCGCCCCCGCUCGUCCACGCCCGGGCGGCCCUGGGCGGUUCGCAGGCCGCCCCGACGCGCCGGGACGGGCGCCUGCGGUGGCGGUCUCUGCGGGGAAGCCUCGUGGCGCUGCUGAAGUUGUGGGGGUCCAUCGCGCUGGGCAUAAAGAUUUUCCGCGGCGACGCCGUCGGCCGGCUCACGGAGGCGGUGUCCCACAGCCAGGCUCUGGAGGUGUGCGCGUUCUCCUCGCUGGCGCUGGUGCCGUUCCUCAUGGCGCGCUUCCGGCUCGUGGUCGACGGCGUCGAGGAGAUCCUGGAGCAGUUGAGCGUCAUGCUGAGGAAGCUUCGCGGCGAGUAUUCGGUGGCCGCCUACAUUACAGCGCAGGCACGGAAGCUGGUCGAGACGGUCACGCAGAGUUUCCUGCUGUUCUUUGCAUUCAACUUGUUCGUGAACGCUAUCCCGGACUCUUUCGAGAUGGAGGUCCCGAAGCUGUUCCGUUUUCUUGAUGCUAAUGGCGACGGGACGUUGGAAGCGAGUGAGAUAGAGGAGGGCAUGUACAAGGUCACAUCUAGAAUAUUGAAUGCGGUCUUUCAGACAGCGAUCAUACAGUAUUUGUUGCGAGUAAAGACCUGCCCAGCAGGCUGGGUGUCCUUCUCGAAGACUGUUGACAAAGAGAGCAACCUGCUGCAGAUGUACUGGUCUGCGGUGUCGGAAAGGAGCGGUUGGCUCAAAAUUAUAGAUGUUGUGGUGACUGCGGCUUGUUACGUUCUGAUAUUCUACUGCUGGUGCGUCGCUCUGGGCAUCGACCUGAGGACCGUGACCGCAGCAGGGGGUGUCAGCGGUAUCGCCAUCGGCCUUGCAGCGCAGCAGGUGGUGGGCAACGCCGUGGCAGCGCUGAUCAUGCUGGCCUCGUCGCCGUGCGUCGUCGGAGACAAGGUGGAGGUGGGACCCGACGAGCUGCGCUACACGGGCACGGUGAAAAAGAUUGGGUGGAACGCCACCUGCAUUCGCCUUGAUUCCGGGCGCGAAGUGUUCGUCCCCAACGCCACGAUGCUCAAUGCCCCGCUGGUCGUGCUGGAGAAUGCGGACACGGGCCAGGCCAGCGCGCUCGGAAGCCCCGCCGCCAGCCGCAACUGCAGGGUCACCGUCGUGAGCUGCAGCAAUCUCCCGGCGACGGACCUCGGGGGCGCCUCGGACCCCUACGUGGUGGUCGUGGCGUCUGGGACCCACAGGCGCCUGGAGGCGAGCCGCCAGCAGACGUCCGUGCAGAGUGGGACCGUAUCGCCGCGUUGGGAGGAGACCUUCGCCAUCCCCGACGUGCUCGAGUCCGAGACGCUGUCCUUCGUGGUGUACGAUGCGGACGUCAUCGGCAGUGACGACUUUCUGGGCAUGUGCGAGCUGGACGGCUCCAGCUUCUUCCCAGAUGGCUUCUCUGGCGACUUGGUCCUUUCCGGAGGCGCGGCGGACGAUUUCGACGGCAAGGUGCUCCUGCGAGUGAGGGUCACUUUGGAGGAGCCCGCAAUCCAGAGUUUUCCCGAGGAGGCUCCCACGGCGGAGUAGUGGCCUCGAGGUUGGCCUGGUCCCCUGUGGGGGCGCGGCGGAGAAUGUCUUCGGCAGGGCGUUCCUGCGAGUGAUGGUCACCUUGGAGGGCCCCGACCGAGCAGGCCGCAGCGACAUCGCUGCCGAUCGGGCCCCCCCGGUUUCACCACUCAUUCAGCUAUACCAGUCCUCUACGACGAACGGUGUUGCGCUCCGUCUGGGGGGCGGAGCUCUGCUUUGUGUAGUGGAGUUCGCAUGUGUUCUGCUGGCAGCCGCAGGCGCACCCGCGCUAUUGAGCAUGCGCUGUGCUCAACAGCAGCAGGACGUCGGGGCGGGCAGCCAGCACCAGAUGUGGCCCCAUUUUUCGCAGCAGGAGUCUCAGUACUUACGCUGCAAAAACAAGCCAAUCACGGAGUGGGUCACACGGGUAGCCGUUUUGCGAGACAUCCGCAAGUCAGGUCAACACCUCUUCCUCUGCCCGCCUCUGCUUGGCAAGACACCGAAGACGCUCACAGGGGCCAGCAUCUGUUCGGCCGUAUUUGAUUCAGUUGACUCCCUUAUAUGCCCGAUCGUUGCAUUGAUUUGUCUCCUGUGUACUCUUUUAAGGUCCCCCCGUGGUUCACGCGAUUCGUCUUUGCGUUGGGCGCCCCGUGUGUCCCGAUUCUCGUCCGCAGUCGGCGCCCGCCUGACGGCCAUCGCGCAGCAGCUGGGGACCCUCAGCGGGGCGCUCAGCAGCUCUCUGCUUCGAUGCGAAGCGGGUACAGGCGCGCACGCGUGCGCCCAGUGCGAGGGGGCGGAGGAGGA